Gaeumannomyces tritici R3-111a-1 is the source of this 5604-nucleotide messenger RNA. RefSeq lists its product as hypothetical. Gene Ontology annotation, cellular component: cytosol. Lineage: Eukaryota; Fungi; Ascomycota; Sordariomycetes; Magnaporthales; Magnaporthaceae. Gene Ontology annotation, molecular function: serine-type endopeptidase activity; tripeptidyl-peptidase activity. Gene Ontology annotation, biological process: proteolysis. The transcript has 2 exons. The coding region runs from base 1517 to 4207 and encodes 896 amino acids. The record is from RefSeq and is a predicted model, not a curated record.
AGUAGGCUUCGACGUCGACGGGGUUGUGGGCGUCGCCGACGCCGCCUGAGUCGAGGAUGCACUCGGUCUCGACGCCCGGGCUGGUGGUGUCGAUGGGGAUGGGCGCGACUCCGUUGAAGGACAGCUUGGCGGCGUGCGUGUAGUACUCGUAGAGGCUGUAGCCGAGGCCCUUGAGGCGCGGGAUCCGGACGAGUGGGCCCGAGUACUUGGACGUGUCGAUGCCGCCCAGCAGGCCGGCGCCCGUGAAGGUGCCGCGCACGUCGUCGGGCCGCCUCUCCAUCCACAGCGAUUGCACCGGCGCCGAGAUGCGGCCCUGGUCGAGAAGGUUCUGGCGGAACGACGGGCCCGUCGUGUUCCUGGCAUUGGGGUCCGGGCUGGAGAAGUAGGGCGCUAUGCCUAGGAUGGAGUAGUCGUACUUCGGCUUCUCGGCGCACGAGUUCUCGGCGGCGCUAAAUGUGCGCUGCUGCAGGUACGGCACGAGGGCGACCUCGACGUCGGACACCUGGGACGAGAACUUGUUGAGGUGGUUGGUGAAGGCGAAGGUGUCGUUGACGAUCUUGUUGGCCCGGUACCACUUGGUAAGGCCACCGCCGUAGCCGUAGUCGCGGGCCCAGGGCCGCGGGGCCGUCGCCGUCUUGGACAGGGACGGGUCGUAGGUCCCCUCCUCAGGCACCGUGGCGUUGCAAGGGCCCUGGCAGGUCAGGUAGCGGCAGCCCCAGUUCUGGGUCGCGUUGGGCGAGAAGACGAAGAAGUCCGGGCUGCCCAGGUCGUAGCACACCUCGAUGCUCUGGUCCGAGUAGGGCAGGACCAGGCUGGUGGCGAACUUGUUGUUCUGGCCGUACUUCAUGUGCACCGGCAUGUGCACCGUCGGCACCACGGCGCCGGCCUCGACCGCGGCCGGGGCGGCUGCCGCCAGGUGUGCGAGGGCCACGAUGGCCGCGGCGGCGGAUGCUUGGGAACUGGACUUCAUCUUGCUAACGGGGGCUGUUUGGAACGAAGGGCUGUUAGGGAGAGGUGAGUGUCGCGGUGGCGCAGCAGUGGUGAGUGGUGGUGAUGCUGGCCGAGCCGACCUGCUUUAUAGCGGCCAGCCCAGAAGGGGGUUGGCAAUAGAGCCUUGGUCGCGCGCACCAAUGUGGUGUCAUUGGUGGGGUCUACGGAGUCUCCCGUAUUCGAAGAGGCUAAUGCGACCCUGUAGUUUACCCCGUACUAACCCCCUUGCUCCCCCUGGUUGACGACCAUCAAUCGCCGCAAUUGGAAGGUGGCCCAGCGGCUCCGGCGGUGAACACGAGCUGAGAUGGGUGCAUGAAUCCACAACCUCCGGGGAAAUUUGCUCCAAGGCCGCCGUUCCCCUGAGCUGUGGGCCUUCAUCGUCAUCGUGACAACCGCCCGUCGCCGGCAAUAUCAAGAAGCCUCUUUGCCGUCCGCUUAAAGGCCAGCCUGCCUCCCCCGUCGUCGCCAUGCUCUCGCGAGUUCUCGACUGCGGCACCUCCGCAACACCACACCGCCACCAGUCGCGAUGUUGGGCCUUGCCCUUCUCCUUUCCGUCCUCGGGCUCGCCCGCAAGGCGGCUUGCGAGAACACCGCCGCCGCCGCCAGCGUACCGGCCGCUGUCAAGCAGUUUAUCGUUGAGUUUGGCAAUGGACUUCUACCUCGAGACUUGGCGGCGGAUGCAUCGGUGAAACUCGUAAAAACGUACGAGUCGCCCUUGUUCACCGGCGCCGUGGUUGAGUUGGACUCGGAGGGCAGCGCGGCGAGAUUCGCCGCCGGGAAGCAGGUGGUCAACAUGUGGCCCAACCACGUUGUCGCACUGGACGAGCCCCUGGACGUGAAGAGCUUCCUCAACGACGUGUCGGCGGUCGACUACUCGGUCCACAAGGCCACAGGGGUCGACCGUCUGCACGCGGCCGGCAUCCUGGGCCAGGGCGUCAAGGUCGCUGUCGUCGACACUGGUGUGUGGCACAAGCACCCGGCACUUGGCGGCGGCUUCGGGCCCGGCUUCAAGGUCGCCGGCGGGUGGGACUUUGCCGGCGACGCGACCAGCCCCAAGGUCGCCAAGAAGCCCGACGCAGACCCGCUCGACCAGCUGGGACACGGAACGCAUGUCGCCGGCAUCGUCGCUGCCGUGAGCGACGGCUUCGUCGGCGUCGCGCCCAACGCCACCCUCCUGGCCUACAAGGUCAUAGCUGGAUAUGGCGGAACAGACGCGGCGACCAUCAUGGACGCCUGGCUGCGCGCCUACGCCGACGGCGCCGACGUCAUCACCACCAGCAUCGGCUCCCUCGUCGGGUGGCAGGACAACGCCCUGACCGUGGUGGGGUCCCGCAUCACCCGCCAGGGAGUCAUCAUGACCAUGUCCGCCGGUAACAACGGCGCGGACGGUGCCUUUUACGGCAGCGAGGCCGGCUCCAGCGACGACGUCCUGGCCGUCGCUUCGGUGCAGGCCGAAGUGUCACCUGCCACGCGCUAUCAGCUGACCGUCACCCUGGGCGGCGUCUCCAACACCACCCAGGGCGGCUACAUGUCCGACGACGUCUUCUCCCCGGACGUCAGGGGCUGGCCCGUCGUGGCACUGAGCAUGGAUCCCGAGACUGCGGCCGACGCUUGCGCGCCGUACCCGGCCGGCACCCAGAGCCUGACGGGCAAGGUGGCCCUCGUGCGCCGCGGCGGCUGCACGUACGCGGUCAAGCAGCGCAACCUCGAGGCCCUCGGCUGCAAGAACAUGCUGGUCUACAACGACAACAGGGCGCUCACCAACCCGGGCUCGACGCUGCCCACCAGUACCAUGGCCAUGAUCACGGCCCCGGCCGGCCACGCCAUCAUCAAGGCCCUCGCCGCCGGCGCCGCCGUCACGGUGGACUUUUCGCGCGGCGGCGGCCUCGUGGGCCAGCCCGACGCGCUCGGCGGCACGCCCAGCACCUUUUCGUCGUGGGCCGCCACCUACGACCUGCUGCUCAAGCCCGACGUCGCGGCGCCCGGCGGCAACAUCUUUAGCACCUGGCUCGACGGCGAGUUCCAGGUGCAGAGCGGGACGUCCAUGGCAACGCCCUACAUGGCGGGCAUCGCGGCCCUGUACAUCAGCGCUCUUGGCGGUCGCGACAAGCACGGCCCCAACUUCGCCCUCGACUUCAACAGGCGCGUUAUUGCGUCGGGCAAGUCGCUGCCGUGGUACGACGGCACCACCAAGAGCGACCGCUUCCUGGCGCCGUCGCUGCAAAUAGGCGGCGGGCUCGUCAACGCGUCCAGGGUGCUCUACGCCGGCACGACGCUCGACAAGGCCAAGAUUAGCCUCAACGACACGCGCAACUUCCAGGGCGUGCACGAGGUGACUGUCACCAACGCCGGCGCCUCGGCCGUCGCCUACAACUUCACCCUCGAGCCCGCCGCCGGCUUCGAAGUCCUGGACCCCUUCAUGCGCCAGUGGGACACGUGGGGUAUGAAGACCUUUGCCUCCCUGUCCCCGUUGGACCUCGUCCCCGACGUCCAGCUGCCCGAGCCCUUUAGCCUCGGGCCGGGCGAAUCCAAGAAGGUGACGGUGGCGUUUGCGAACCCCGAGGCCAAGGGCUGGAACGCGACCGUGAUCCCGACGUACAGCGGCAAGCUGCUGGUGCGCGGCGACAACGGCGACGCCCUGUCGCUGCCGUACCUGGGCGUGGCGGCGAGCCUGUACGAGACGAAAAAGGUGUGGCGCAACACGUACCCGCUCGCGUUCGGCGGCGAGCCCUGGACGUCCAUCGACGUCAAAUCCAACUACACCUUCAACCUGACCACGGGCGUGCGCGACUACCCAUUCGUCUUCAUGUCCUUCGACUGGGGCGUGCGCGAGCUGCGUUGGGACGUCUUCGAGGCCGACUGGGCCGAGGACGAGUGGCGGUACCCGCCCGAGAGCGGCGGCGCAAAGGGGUUCGUCGGCGCCGUGGCCGUGUGGGAGGGCGAGCUGGACCCGGCCUUUGAGCCGCCCACGGACCUGUCCGACCCGGCCGUCAACGGCCAGGUCACGCCCAUGCCGGCCCGGUUCCUAAGCCGCUUCGGCAUGACGCAGCCCAGCGACAAGAAGUGGCACUGGCUGGGCAAGAUGGCCGACGGGAAGCAGAUCGCGCCCGGGAACUACACGAUGCGCGUGGCCGUGUCACGGCCGCUUGCAGAUCUGUCGAGGGCGGACGGCUGGGAGGUUUGGAGGCGCGCGAUACAGGUGCUUCCGAUGAAGUAGAUGGGCAUUGGAUAUAUGUUUUAUAGCUACCUAAGGGACUACAGCUCACCCCGCUAACUUCCACCUGAUAACAAUGAGAAGAAAUGCCAAAGUGGUUGGAAGGAGUGACAAUGUGGGAUCAUAAAAUCCCAAACAGCCGGGAGAGACAGCAGUAACUACUUGAUUACUGCACUGAAGCAAACCACAAAAGAAAAGAAAGGGUGGAGCAAAGUCGGCAGAGAUAAGACGGCAGCUUCUCAGUUACCGCUCGAGUUCGGGAGCUGGCUGCCAAUCUCGCACAGCACCUCGGUGUAAAUUUUCGGGGGCCCUGUUGGGUAUGGCACUGGAUGUCAGGCAAAUAACCACAUGUGAUAAAGCUGGUGCGGGCUGGAUUUGGGGACGUACAUCUCCACUGAUCCUCGGCCUCGACCGACGCAACCCACUGCUGCUUUCCAGCACUCGGGAUUUGCUGCAAGUUUCACGCGCAGUGUUAUUAGACGGAGAGUCAAAGGCCACACAGUUGUUGUUCUUAUGAGCAAAAAUGGGACUUACAAACACGCCGGGCGAGGUACCGCAAUCCCGGUUGAUGAGGGUAUCGCAGACUCGGAUGUAGAACUGCAUGCGCAUGGGGCGGGCCUUGUCAGCAAAAUAGGAUCGUGGAUGAUGGCGGACAACGGCUGGUCCUCGCCCAAUAAGGAAAGGGGAAGAAGAGUCACAGACGUUGGUGUCACGCAGGAUGGUCUUGAGCUCGUUGUCCCGAUAGAAGUCGCGCGACUGGCCGGACAGGAUGUUGCCGCUGGGGUUGAUCUUGGUCCAGGAGCUCUGGUCGUAGCUGUACUGGAGCUCGGCCGAGAUGGUGGCCCCGUUGUAGAAGUGGAGCUGCCCCAUGGACUGUUUUGUUGUUAUGGCAGAGCCGGAUCUUGUCAGCGGAUUCCGAUGAGGGUGACGGGAAUGUACGGCACGGUGUCUGCACGACUCACCAUGAACCUGUAGUUGGCACAAGUGUCGCGCUUGACCAGUGCGCUCGGCUCGUUGGGACUCAUGGGUGCCGGGGCGGCCAGAGCCGGGAUGGCCAGGGCGAGGAGGGAGUUCAGGAGCAUUUUGAACAGGAGUGCUUGCGUGAAAGGCAGAGUGCGAUGCUUGUCUGGUGUUUGAGAGGGUGGAUGAGUGUGCUUGUGUUCUAAAGACAGAUCCAAGUUGCUAAAUGGCAGCAGUUUUGGUCGACUUUAUACUUGCCCCUUUGGUCUAUCAGAUACAUCUCCUAUGAGCCCAGAGCACAGGUACCAACGGCUUCCCCGCAUCACUUCCCCAACCUUUGUGCCGCCGUUGAGCAGUUCACGUUGCCAAGCAAGCUCAGCUGUCGCGAGCUAGCUGACGCGGAGAGCGCAGCGAAUGGUAGCCCAUCUCGGUUCCCGUUU